Colletotrichum godetiae is the source of this 1365-nucleotide messenger RNA. RefSeq lists its product as uncharacterized. The record is from RefSeq and is a predicted model, not a curated record. Bases 1 to 1365 code for a protein of 454 amino acids. Gene Ontology annotation, biological process: DNA-templated transcription. Gene Ontology annotation, molecular function: zinc ion binding; DNA binding. The transcript has 4 exons. Lineage: Eukaryota; Fungi; Ascomycota; Sordariomycetes; Glomerellales; Glomerellaceae.
AUGGUGUUCAAGUCUCCAUCACCUUCACAAGUGUCUCGACAUUGUCAAGGAUGGAGCACGAUCGAUAUACCUUGUCGAAAGUCCAGCGAGCUCUUAAUCGCAUAUGAUAAGAAGUGGAAUUCCUGGGUCCACUAUGCCCUUGAAUAUCCCGAGUUCGAGCGGGAGCAUGCCCACUUCAUGAAUUCUCUAGAAAGUGGUGCUAUCUUGUCAGAUUGUGAUCCAGGUUGGUUAUCAGUAUAUUUUAGUGUCAUUACGGCUGCUCUGUUAAUGAUGGGUGAUGAAGAAGCCCGUGAAAUACUUCCUGAAGGUGAGAAAACGCCUUACGGCUCAACUACUUUGCACACGCCUAAUGGUGUCGACCGGCGUUCAGGAGAUCUCGAAAGUAUACUGCAACGGUGGUAUAAAACCGCCUUGUUCUGCCUCGAAGAAACAGACUACAUGAGAACUAGCACAAUUCGCCCUGUUCAGGCAAUCGCAGUACUUGGCAUGUGCUUUCACAAUUUCGGGGACUCUGGCUUAUACCGUCAUCUUUGGAGCUGCGCAAUUCGCAUCGCGCGGAAUCUCGGGCUGGAUUGCUCUCAUGCUACACAUCUCGCUUCAGAGCUAGGCCUCGAAGCUCAAAGGCGCCUUUGGUGGACUCUGAUAAUUUGUGAAUGGCUUGCGGUUCCUUACUACGUGCCACAAGUAGACGAAGGAGAUUUCGAUACAUCACUUCCUUCGGACGAAUCUGAUGUUGAAGGCCCUCAACCGGUUUUGUACCACAUCUUCAUGGCAAGAACCUCGACCGUUUAUCACAGAUUUAGAUCAGCGCUGCGGGAAGGCACACGGUCAGUUUCCGAAAUUGUUCGCCUAGCCGAUGAUGAGCUAGCAGAAGUCAUCAACACCUUGCCAGCCCAUCUCCAGCCUGAUGGUGGCAAAAGCAAGGAAAUGCAAGGGUUAGAGAUCAUUCACCCCUGGAUUAAAUGGCAACGAUUCGACAUCAGCCUCGUGCUUCUUCAUCAUCGGAUGCGCAUCAACCGAUCCCUGCAGAAAGAAUGGCUAGCAGCUCCUGGUCUGUAUGACUGGGCACGAGCAGUGUGUAUUCGUUCUGCUAUGGAUAUCAUCUGGAUAACCCACAAUUGGGAUCAGCCAGUCGCAAUGCGGAGACAGUGGGCGUUAUCGAUGCAUAUCUUCGUCGCUGCCAUCUUCCUCCUCAGAGAAUCCCAAAUGGCCCAGUCUGGUGCUGAAGUUGACUUCACAGACGAGGUGCAGCUUGCCAUUGAAUACCUCGACGAGGUCAAAUCACGCAACGCCAUAGCAGAGAGGGCAGUUGCUAUUCUCAGGUCUUCGCUGGAUGAAGAAGAUUUGGCAGCAGAGUUUCCAUGA